Messenger RNA from Hibiscus syriacus, 876 nucleotides. RefSeq names its product UDP-arabinose 4-epimerase 1-like. Gene Ontology annotation, molecular function: UDP-glucose 4-epimerase activity. The coding region runs from base 1 to 876 and encodes 291 amino acids. The transcript is spliced from 5 exons. Gene Ontology annotation, biological process: beta-D-galactose catabolic process via UDP-galactose, Leloir pathway. Lineage: Eukaryota; Viridiplantae; Streptophyta; Magnoliopsida; Malvales; Malvaceae. Gene Ontology annotation, cellular component: cytosol. The record is from RefSeq and is a predicted model, not a curated record.
AUGAAGACAAGGGAAAAUGAGUCGGAUCCAUGUCGAAUUCAAGUUCUUCAGCUUUGGGGGGUCGAGGAUGGAUCGGAAGAAGAAGAUGGUGAGCGAGCUAAAGCAGGGUUAAAGAAGAGAAGUAACAGGAUUUUUUAUUUCUCGGUGCCUCACGAAGAAGAAGAAGAGUGCUCCAUGGAGAGUGAACCGGCUCCCAUGACCCGGCAGUUCUUCCCUCUCGAUAAAGACCAGGAAAUGGAGUCGAUGGCUGCUCAUGGUGUUAGGACUUUGAUAUAUUCUAGUACAUGUGCCACAUAUGGGGAGCCUGAGAAGAUGCCAAUCACUGAAGAAACCCCACAGGUUCCAAUCAAUCCAUAUGAGAAAGCUAAGAAGAUGGCAGAAGAUAUCAUCAUGGAUUUCUCUAAAAAUUCAGACAUGGCAAUACUUCAAUGUGAUCAGGUCAGAUCCAGACCUGAAGGAAGAUUAGGUGAUGCAGCUCAUGGUAUUAUUCUUGGUCUUAAGGUCAAGGGAAUGGACUAUAAAACACACGACGGGACUUGCAUUCGUGAUUAUAUCGAUGUUACUAACCUGGUCGAUGCUCAUGUGAAAGCUCUUCAAAACGCAAAGCCCCAUAAAGUGGGAAUUUACAAUGUUGGCACCGGAAGAGGUAGAUCUGUGAAGGAGUUUGUGGAGGCAUGUAAGAAAGCCACUGGGGUGAAGAUCAAAGUCGACUAUCUGCCCCGCCGACCUGGAGACUAUGCAAAAGUGUUUAGUGAUCCAACUAAGAUAAGGCGAGAGCUGAAUUGGAUAGCUCGAUUUACCGAUCUCCAGGAGAGUUUACAGAUUGCAUGGAGAUGGCAAAAGGCGCAUCACGACGGAUACACAUCAGCCUCUUAG